Messenger RNA from Capsella rubella, 4140 nucleotides. RefSeq names its product squamosa promoter-binding-like protein 14. The record is from RefSeq and is a predicted model, not a curated record. NCBI's taxonomy places the organism in Eukaryota, Viridiplantae, Streptophyta, Magnoliopsida, Brassicales, Brassicaceae. The transcript is spliced from 10 exons. Gene Ontology annotation, molecular function: DNA binding; protein binding. Gene Ontology annotation, cellular component: nucleus. The coding region runs from base 611 to 3724 and encodes 1037 amino acids.
AUAAUACCACACAAAUGCCCUCUUCACUAUUCGAAUUUACACAAUGUGCCACCACCGUAGAAAACAAAUAAGAAACUCACCAAAACAAAAAAAGGAGGAGGACUUGAAACAAACAAGGAUAGAAGAAAAAGAAGAAGAAGAAGGACAAGUUUGAGACUUUUUGGAUAUUUUAAGAAGGCGGGUCGAAGCUGAAGCUGAAGCUGGUGAGAAGGAAAUCAAAAUCAAAUCGUUUCUCUUGUUUUGCUGGAUUGGAUCGGGAAAUCUACAAGCUUGAAGAUUCGUUUUUUUGAAAAUUUGUUCGAAUCUGAACAUUCGAAUUCGAGUGAUGUUUUGCUUGAUUCGUUCGUUGAUUCGAAGAAGAGUUUAUGCUUAGAGCUGUGAAGAUUCUGAUUUUGGGUUUGUUGAUUGGAACUUUUCUAGCUAGGCGGUAGAUAUGUUGAGUAGGUACGGUGGUUCCUUCUUCCCGUAGAUUUACUGAAGAUGUUCUUCUGCAAAAACUGAAUCUUCUUCUUCUUCUUCAUCAACUUGAUUGAUCAAAGUCUAUUUUUGGAAUUUGAAAAGAAGAGACUUUUGAAAAGGGUCAGAUCGAUUUCGGAGGAGAGAGAGAGAUAUGGAUGAGGUAGGUGCUCAAGUAGCUACUCCGAUGUUCAUUCAUCCGUCGCUAUCUCCGAUGGGGAGAAAACGUGAUCUUUACUAUCCGAUGUCGAAUCGGCUGGUUCCGUCUCAACCGCAGCCGCAGCGUAGAGAUGAGUGGAACUCUAAGAUGUGGGAUUGGGAUAGCCGGAGAUUUGAAGCUACACCGGUGGAUGCUCAGACUCUUCGCCUUGGCAACGAGACACAACAGUUUGAUUUGACUUCAAAGAAUAGGAGUGGAGAAACAAGAGGACUUGAUUUGAAUCUGGGAAGUGGGUUGACCGCUGUGGAAGACACCACGACGACGACGACGCAGAACAUUAGACCGAACAAGAAGGUUCGGUCUGGAUCUCCGGGCGGGAAUUAUCCGAUGUGUCAGGUGGAUAAUUGUACUGAAGAUUUGUCUCAUGCUAAGGAUUAUCAUAGAAGGCAUAAAGUGUGUGAAGUUCAUAGCAAAGCUACUAAAGCUCUCGUCGGCAAACAGAUGCAGAGGUUUUGCCAACAGUGCAGCAGGUUUCAUCUGCUCUCGGAGUUUGAUGAGGGAAAGAGAAGUUGUAGGCGUAGAUUGGCUGGCCACAACCGAAGGAGGAGGAAGACAACACAGCAGGAGGAGGUUGUGGUUCCGGGGAACCGUGAUAAUAGCUCUAAUGCCAAUAUGGAUCUUAUGGCUUUGUUAACCGCCUUAGCUUGUGCACAAGGUAAGAAUGAGGUGAAGCCAGUGACUACUUCUCCAGCUGUGCCUGAUAGAGAGCAGCUUCUUCAGAUACUUACCAAGAUAAAUGCAUUGCCGUUGCCUAUGGAUCUUGUCUCUAAGUUGAACAAUAUUGGAAAUUUAGCCAGGAAAAAUCUGGAUCAACCUACGACGAACCCCCCAAAUGAUAUGAAUGGCGCUUCUCCUUCUACAAUGGACUUGCUUGCUGUUCUUUCAUCAACGUUAGGAUCAUCUUCACCUGAUACACUAGCCAUAUUGUCUCAAGGUGGGUUUGGUUACAAAGACAGUGACAAGACUAAGUUAUCUUCGUAUGAUCACGGUGUUGCAACCAAUGUGGAAAAGAGAACUUUAGGGUUUUCUUCUGGUGGGGGAGAGAGGAGCAGUAGCAGUAACCUAUCUCCAUCUCAGGAUUCAGAUUCACGUGCUCAAGACACUAGGUCUAGCCUGUCUCUACAAUUAUUUACCUCAUCUCCCGAGGAUGAGAGUCGACCAACGGUGGCAUCUUCUCGAAAGUAUUAUUCUUCUGCAAGCAGUAAUCCUGUUGAGGAUAGAUCUCCGUCGUCCUCCCCGGUCAUGCAGGAAUUAUUCCCAUUGCAGACGUCCCCUGAAACCAUGAGGUCUAAGAAUCACAAUAACUCAAGUCCCAGGACUGGUUGCCUACCGCUUGAGCUCUUUGGUGCAUCAAAUAGGGGAACUGCAAACACUAAUUUUAAAGGUUUCGGGCAACAGUCUGGGUAUGCUUCUUCUGGUUCUGACUACUCUCCUCCCAGCUUAAACUCUGAUGCUCAGGACCGCACUGGAAAGAUAGUCUUCAAACUACUUGAUAAAGAUCCAAGUCAGCUCCCUGGGACAUUACGAUCGGAGAUCUAUAACUGGCUUUCGAACAUUCCAUCAGAAAUGGAGAGUUAUAUUAGGCCUGGCUGUGUUGUUCUAUCUGUCUAUAUAGCGAUGACACCUGCAGCCUGGGAGCAGCUCGAGCGAAACUUACUGCAAAGGCUUGGUGUUUUGCUACAAAAUUCUCAGUCUGAUUUUUGGAGAGAAGCUAGAUUUAUAGUUAACACGGGGAGACAGCUCGCAUCACACAAAAAUGGUAGAGUUCGAUGUAGCAAAUCGUGGAGAACUUGGAAUUCACCAGAGCUCAUCUCAAUUUCACCUAUAGCCGUAGUAGCUGGUGCAGAAACAAGUUUGGUAUUAAGAGGUAGAAGCUUGACUAACGAUGGGAUCAGUAUUCGUUGCACACAUAUGGGCACCUACAUGUCGAUGGAAGUAAUUGGAGCAGGAUGUAGACAAGCAGUAUUUGAUGAGUUGAAUGUAAAUAAUUUCAAAGUGCAAAAUGCACAGCCGGGUUUUCUUGGACGCUGUUUCAUUGAGGUGGAGAAUGGAUUCAGGGGUGACAGUUUUCCAUUGAUAAUUGCCAAUGCAUCCAUCUGCAAAGAGUUAAAUCGCCUUGAAGAAGAGUUUCACCCCAAAAGUCCGUCAGAAGAACAAGCUCAGAGCUCAGAUCGACGUCCCACAUCAAGAGAAGAAGUUUUGUGCUUCUUGAAUGAGCUUGGUUGGCUUUUCCAGAAGAACCAGACCUCUGAACUUCGGGAACAAUCCGACUUUUCCCUUGCCCGCUUCAAGUUUUUGCUCGUUUGCUCAGUUGAAAGAGAUUACUGUGCUCUCAUCAGAACACUCCUUGACAUGUUAGUAGAGAGAAAUUUGGUGAAUAAUGAGCUGAACACAGAAGCCUUGAAUAUGCUCGCUGAGAGUCAGUUGUUGAAUCGUGCUGUUAAGAGGAAAAGCACAAAAAUGGUCGAACUACUUAUUCAUUACCCAGUUAAUCCCUCGGCACUCAAGUCCUCUAACAACUUUGUUUUCUUACCCAACAUAACUGGACCUGGCGGUAUCACACCUUUACAUCUAGCUGCGUGUACAUCUGGGUCAGAUGAUAUGGUUGAUCUGCUGACAAAUGACUCACAAGAGGUCGGAUUAUCAAGCUGGAACACUCUUUGUGAUGCAGCCGGCCAAACUCCAUACAGCUACGCUGCAAUGAGGAACAACCAUAGCUAUAACUCUCUGGUGGCUCGUAAACUUGCAGACAAAAGAAACAAGCAAGUCUCACUAAACAUUGAGAACGAGAUUGUUGACCAAAGGGGUAUGAGCAAGAGAUUAAGUUCAGAGAUGAACAAAUCAUCUUGUGCGUCGUGUGCAACCGUGGCUCUCAAGUAUCAGAGGAGAGUUUCAGGUUCACACCGUUUGUUCCCAACGCCUAUCAUUCACUCAAUGCUCGCAGUUGCAACAGUCUGCGUUUGCGUCUGCGUUUUCAUGCAUGCUUUCCCAAUCGUGAGACAAGGAUCUCACUUCAGUUGGGGAGGUUUGGAUUAUGGCUCAAUCUAGACAACAACAUAUAUAUAAAUUAUAAUUUUAUUCUUUUGGUUUCACAAAAUAAGAGAAAAAGGGAAGAGACUUCGCACGAAUAUAUAAGGAAAAGCUCAGAGACUUGACUGUGACAACGACCAAAGUGUGACUACAGUAGUAUUACUCAAGGGAGUUUCACCGUCGGGAGUUCUUUUUUUUUUUUUUCAAUUAUAUAUAUUUUGGUUUGGCUAAUUUGUUGUGUGUAUUUCUGUGUAUUUUGUUUCUAUAUUUUGAUUAUGAUUAUUCUUUAACUAAGAUAAUAACCUGCUGCUUCAUAUAAGAGGCAGUUGUUUUACUGUUUUUUUGUAUUUUGGUUCUUGUAAAUUUGUACUUUGUACAACUAGCUCCUUGUUCAUGUUGUAACUUGAAUAACAUUGUUUUUUUCUUUCUUUUUU